AUGACGCCGCUGUCGUCCGGCGUCCUCCUGAAUCUCCUAGACGGCAUGAAGACCGGCGUUGCCAAGCCCGUGGCCGUGGGAGAGCAUCGGACAGCGGUGCUGCAGGUGAUGGACAUCUUUCCGGCGGAGGUGGAGGAGGACCUGUUGCCCACGCACGGCAAGGUCUACGUCAGGGUCUCCGAGGCCUCUCACUCUAUGUACGUCAUGCGCCCGCUGGCGCAGGCCGAUUACGUGCUCUCCAACAAGCUCCAAAUCGGCCAGUACGUCCACGUCGACCGCCUCGACCCGGCCUACCCCGUCCCCGUCAUCGUCGGCGCCAGGCCGCUCCCGGGCCGCCACCCGCUAGUCGUCGGCACGCCCGAUCCGGCCGCGAGGGCCAAGCUCGCCUCGCCGCGCAGGGGGUCCUGGAGCUCCGAGCAGAACGCCGCCAUCAAGCCGACCAUGCUCAACUUCGACGGCGAGAGGACGCUGGUCAAGGAGCGGCCGGCCUUGUCGACUCCGGUCAGGGAGCGCGGGGCUGCGGCGACGCCUGGUAGGGAGUGGGGCGUCGCGGCGUCGCCGGCGCUGAGCUCUGUUUUGAAGAGGAAGAGCAGCAGCGUGCAGCCCAGGCUGCCCAGGAGCAAGAGCUUCGCCGCGGACAGGGACCAGCAGCAUCCCAGAAUCCCCAAGAGCCCAUUCCCCACUGAGAAGAGCACGGGGAGCUGCACAGCUGCUCGCGAGCCAGUGAAGGGGAAACUCAGUCUACUCGGGAAGGACGUAACCGAGCAGAGAGAGCGGGCGCAAAAGGUUGCCCAGGAGGUGCAAAAGGCUGCCCAGGAGCAGGAGGCGCAGAAGGCUUGCGUGGUGACCGUCAACGUGGCUAGGAUCUACAAGUAUGAUGUUCUAAGAGCUGAGCAAGACGGCGAGUCCGGAAGCGCCGGCCACCUGUUUGGACAGCUUCCACCAGGAGGCCGUUCAGGCCGUCACCGACAUCGAGUCGAUUCAGGCGGCCACCUCGGUGGCCGUGGCCGUGGAGGCGUCGGCUGCGGUGGCGUGUCCAAGUCAGUGUCCUUCGCGCCCGGCACGUUGGACCCGAAGCAGGAUGAUGGCGGCGGCAAGGCCAUCUGGAGCUCGAGUGCCAGCAGGAAGUGCCUCGCCAUGGACAAGAUCGGCGAAGACGGUGGCGACGAGAAGAGAUCAUCUUCUUCUGCUCCUUCCUCUGCCACCACCACUGCACACUCUGCUCUGGGGUCCUCGCUGAAGCUGGCCAAGCAGAUACAGGCCGAAGCAGGCAUUUGGUUCAUGGACUUCCUGGAGACCGCGCUGGAGACUGGGCUGAAGAAGAGCAAGGCGUCUGCCAUGGGUGACGGACGGAAGCAAAGCAGCUGCUGUUGCCCGCAGUCGUUGAUGCCGCGGGUGAUCAACUGGGUGGAGAUGGAGCAGAGCGGUGGUGGCAGCAGUGGCCGGAAGACUGCCCACCCAAGAGCUGCGGCCGUCGCGCGGAAGCUCAGAAUCAAGGCCAAGAACCCCUCCUGA
Molecule: messenger RNA, 1515 nt
Organism: Miscanthus lutarioriparius
Lineage: Eukaryota; Viridiplantae; Streptophyta; Magnoliopsida; Poales; Poaceae
Source: the annotation of a GenBank genome assembly